Molecule: messenger RNA, 2430 nt
Organism: Nasonia vitripennis (jewel wasp)
Lineage: Eukaryota; Metazoa; Arthropoda; Insecta; Hymenoptera; Pteromalidae
Exons: 4
Coding region: 1-1881 (626 amino acids)
Cellular component (GO): nucleus
Molecular function (GO): DNA binding
Source: RefSeq, a predicted model, not a curated record
AUGACAGCAAUACGAAAGGUGAAAACGGAAAUCAAGAAGAACAAAAAGAGCAAGAAAAAAUUAGACGGUACUGUGAAAAAGGGUUCUAAGCGCAAGAAUGUUGUUGUGAAAAAAGAGGCAAAAGUGGUCAAGAAGAAAGAAAAAGUGAAAAGAAAGCUGUAUUCUACUGUUGAUCUACAGAGAGCUGUAAAUGCAGUUAAUCAUGGCACGUCUGUGCGAAAAGCUGCACUUAAAUAUAGCGUACCACCAACAUCUAUCCACAGAGCUGUGAAGAACCCGGAGCAAUCAAAUUUAAUGGCUGGCCCUGCUCCAAUUUUGUCAACAGAAGUAGAGAAUGAGAUUGUAAGCUGGAUUUUGUAUCGAGCUGAGAAAGGAUAUCCAAUCACCAAAACUGAAUUGCUGGACAGCGUGCAAAGUUAUAUACGCAAUCUUGGAGAUGAAAUCCCUAAGACUCCGUUCACUAAUGACAGACCUGGCCGCCACUGGUUUGAAAAGUUUCGACUUCGACAUCCUGAAAUAACCAUCAGGACUCCACAGCAUUUUACUAUGACACUUGCUUGUGUGACUGAAGAAGAUUUGAGAGGAUGGUUUUCGGACAUUGGAGUGUACUUGAAGAAUAAAGGCUUGGAUAAAUUGCAUCCCUCAAGAGUAUUCAACUGCGAUGAGACUAAUGUGCAACUUAUUCCCAAAUCAGAGAAGGUGUUAGCCAAGAAAGGUGCCAGCUCAGCCUACAAGAUUGUGGAUGGGGGCGAAAAAGAAAGCCUAACAGCACUUUUUAUGUACAGCGCUGAUGGAACAAGAGCUCCGCCCAUGAUUAUGUACAAGUACGCAGAUAGUAUGCCAGCCAAUAUUCUAAAAAAUUGUCCAGCUGGUUGGGGUAUCGGCAAUUCUGAUAAUGGUUGGAUGACUACAGAGACGUUCUUUGAAUACAUAGCCAAUGUUUUUUAUCCUUGGCUACAAAAAAGUGAGGUGGAAUUUCCAAUUAUUAUUUAUUUGGAUGGCCAUUCCUCUCAUGUCACUAUACCAUUAGUCAAAUGUUGUCGAGAGAAAGAAAUAGAGGUAAUUGCUCUCUUCCCCAAUGCGACACACAUUAUGCAACCUCUGGACAUUGCUUUCUUUCACCCAUUCAAAGAAGUGUGGCGAGCAGCUAUUGCAAAAUAUAAAGCUGAAAAAGACAUUUCAAGAUUAAAGAAGGAACAUUUUCCAGCUGUACUUGAACAAGCUUUGAAUUCAUUUGUCAACGAAAAGCCAACCAUUAUAAAUGGCUUUAAAGAUGCUGGUUUGGUGCCCUUCGACCCUGAAGCAGUCGAAUACAAUGUUCUUCAUAAGAAAAAAAGUAAAAAGAAGAAAGCUGAAUCAGAGAAAUCAGUCGAGCAUAACCUACCGGAUGUUGUGCUCCAGAACUUCAAAGAAACAGAGACCAUCGGUGUAGAGAAUCAAGAUACAGCGAAUAACAGUUUGUUUCAGUAUUGGCUCGAAGUAAAGAAAGCUGUUGGUGAUGCCGGAAAGAAAUCGCGUUCUUUAAUUAAAAGUGUUGAGAUUUUAAACAACCACAAGUUAAUUGUAGUACCGCAAACUGUACCUGCUAGUACGUCUUUUGAAUUAAUGAAUGAAAGCAAUUUGAACGUAACAAAUGAUCCAAUUCUCAUAGAAUUAGAUGGCAUCGAAGAUAAUGAAUUAAAUGCUCUUUUAAAUAAUGAAAGCUUAGAAAGUAUUAUUAUAGAAACAAAUAGCACAAUUGAGCAUAUUGUCGAGCAUGAACACGCAUUACCUGAAAAUUUGGAUACUGUAAUCUCUCAAAAAGAAACCUUUCAUGAAAGUGCUGAUAUGACAAAUGAGCCGAAUGAUUUUCAAGCGAUCAGCACAGUAUUAAUUGAUUAAAUAGAAGAGCCUACUAGUCCUACAAUUACAAACAAGGACAAUUGUCAAACACCUGUUACAACCAACUUCGAUCUCAGUCUGGAAGUGACUGACGAAGUAAAAGAUAACUCUGAAGAGGUCGUUGAUGUCCAAUUUACAAAAUCUGUCAGUCCCCAAAAUCAAGAUAUUUCACCUGUUUUGCAAGAGAAUGUUCAAAACAUUUGUAAAGAAAUAAAUCACAAAUCAAGUAACCUACUUCAAGAAAAUCAAGAGAAUAUUGGUCUUGCUUCUGUAGAUUCAGGUAUACCAUAUUGUGCUGUAUACCUCAAUUGAUUUGAUUCACGUAUAAAUCAAAAUUUCAUGAAUUUUAUAAUAUAAAUUAUUGCAUAUUAUUAGAUAGCACCGCCAUUAAAAAGAAGAGUUUUGCCAAUUCUUUUUUGCUACCCGUAGACCACUUAUCUAAAAAGAAACGAGCUAAAUUAAAUGCUACUGGAAAACCUAAACUACCUGCUGUGGGAACAUCAGAAGAAUGGUGGGAGGUACAUUUGGAAAAGGAAGAAGCUAAAAAAA